UUUGCAUCACCAAGCACAGACUCAGAUGCCCUCUUUCAGUGACUAAUACCACAGUUACAGUGCCCUUGAUCAUAUGCAUGGCAGUGCUCACAGUUCUCCUCUCCAUCAGUAAUAUGAUGGGUAUAAUCAGUCUUGUGAUAGACUCUAGUUUAUCAGCAGUAGGGUGGAACUUGGCUUCAAUCUUGAUGCCCAUAUCCAUCUUUCUACUCUUUGGCACACAAAAGGACUUGUUAUAUGUCUAGUGUUGCUGUCACUGUUUCUGGAAUAAAAACAAUAGAGAUGUGAC
This is a messenger RNA of Guyanagaster necrorhizus, 286 nucleotides long. RefSeq lists its product as uncharacterized. The record is from RefSeq and is a predicted model, not a curated record. The transcript has 4 exons. The coding region runs from base 78 to 242 and encodes 54 amino acids. Lineage: Eukaryota; Fungi; Basidiomycota; Agaricomycetes; Agaricales; Physalacriaceae.